CAUUUAAAAUAGCGUCUGAGAUACCCAGUUUAUUCUUCUCCAAAGAUGUCAUCGCUUUGGGUCUGGCCGCGUCUGUUAUUAUUUUUUCCCCUCAUCUUGGCAGGGUUCCCAGUGGCGAGGGAAAGAACUUGGAAGCCGAUCUCUGCACGCUGGGCUCCGGUGUAUUUACUGCUCACUUCCUGAACUCGCUCUCAGAAGUUUGAAAAAUCCAGGCAGGCAAGCUGCGGGAAAGUGUCCUUUUUCAGCCUGAGCACAGACAGACACUGCGCUGCAAAAAGCAGGGAGCGUUUAAGGGGAAAAAACAGAAGCUGACUGGACGAUCGUCGUUGUACUGUGUAGCUGCUGCCGCUCCAGAAAAAACACAGAAGAAAAGGAGGGAGAACGCUAUGAGGCCCAUUGGAUUUUGAUUAUCACGUGCAGAAGACGUUGCCUCACCAGCCCUGCAUUACGGUGUGUGCGUGCGUGCGUGCGUGCGUGUGUGUGGGUGUGUGUGUGUGUGCGUGUGUGUGUGCAGACAGCACGAUUGCAGCGAAGGAAGGGCCUGCCCGCCGCGAUGGAACAGAAGAGAACGCCAUCGUCUCUGUGAGCAGAGGUCAGGGGUGGAAGACAUGUUGGGACAGAGAGCCUCGGCCUGGGACAGCACUGAUGCUAGCAUUAGUAACCAUGGAAACGGUUUGGAGGACUGUAGCGUGCUUUGUGAUCGUCGCCAUGGUUGCCACGGAAGUCACAGGAAGUCAGACUACUGAAAGGUUUAAGUCACAAGCUGAGUUCCUCUCCAGCCUGGAUCACUAUGAGAUCGCUAUCCCGGUGCGGGUGGGCCCACGGGGGGAGGUCCUGAGCGGAUUGGGGCGGCGGCGGGCGCGCCGCGGUCUGGAGGCCGAGCCGAUGGAGAGGCAGCUGUUCUACAGCGUUGCAGCACCCCGCACAAACUUCCUGCUGAACCUCACGCUGCACUCCGGCCUGCUCUCGGACCGAUUCCGCGUGGAGUACUGGAAGAGGGGCCGGCUGGCCUGGAGCCACCGCUACUCCCCCCACUGCCACUACGUGGGACACAUCCUCCAGCAGCGCUCCAGCAGCAAGGUGGCCCUCAGCAACUGCAACGGGCUGCAGGGGGUGAUAGUGGCAGGGGAGGAGGAGUACUUUAUCGAACCCUUGACCUCAACAGAAAACAUCACCAGCUUCCAGGAGAGAGAAGGACGCCCCCAUGUGGUCUACAAGCGAUCGUCUCUGCGACACCAGCACAUGGACCCGUCCUGUGGAGUUAUAGAUGAGAAGCCGGGCAAAGGGCGACCCUGGUGGCUGCGGAACCUAAAAACCUCACCCCUGAGCCCCUUGACCAAUCAGAUGCCACGGGGCCAGCUGCCGCUCAAGCGCUCGGUCAGCACAGAGCGCUACGUGGAGACCCUGGUGGUGGCAGACAAGAUGAUGGUGGGCUACCACGGACGCAGAGACAUCGAGCAGUACAUCCUCGCAGUCAUGAAUAUUGUUGCCAAACUGUUCCAGGAUUCGAGCCUGGGGAAUGCAGUGAACAUCGUGGUGACCAGACUCAUCCUGCUGACAGAGGACCAGCCCACGUUAGAAAUCAACCACCAUGCAGGCAAAUCCCUGGACAGCUUCUGCAAGUGGCAGAAAUCCAUUCUGAACCGCAAUGGCAACGGCAACGCCAUUCCUGAUAAUGGGAUUGCGCACCACGACACUGCAGUGCUCAUCACCAGGUAUGACAUUUGCAUCUACAAGAACAAGCCCUGUGGAACUCUAGGCCUGGCCCCAGUAGGGGGGAUGUGUGAGCCGGAGCGGAGCUGCAGCAUUAACGAGGACAUCGGGCUGGCCACUGCUUUCACCAUCGCACACGAGAUCGGACACACGUUUGGGAUGAACCACGACAGCGUGGGCAAUGCCUGCGGCUCGCGGGGCCAGGAGACUGCCAAGCUGAUGGCUGCUCACAUCACUAUGAAGACCAACCCCUUUGUGUGGUCUACCUGCAGUCGCGACUACAUCACCAACUUCCUGGACUCGGGAAUGGGGAUCUGCCUGAACAACGCGCCCCCCAGGCAGGAGUUCGUCUACCCGACCUCGGCUCCCGGCCAGGCCUACGACGCGGACGAGCAGUGCCGCUUCCAGUACGGGGUGAAGUCUCGCCAGUGUAAAUACGGGGAAGUGUGCAGUGAGCUGUGGUGCAUCAGCAAGAGCAACCGCUGCAUCACCAGCAGCAUCCCUGCCGCGGAAGGAACCAUCUGCCAGACUAACACCAUAGACAAGGGGUGGUGCUACAAGAGGGAGUGUGUCCCCUUCGGAACCCGCCCAGAGGGCAUCAACGGGGGGUGGGGCCUUUGGUCGCCAUGGGGAGAGUGCAGCCGCACAUGUGGGGGCGGAGUCUCAUCUUCAGUCCGUCACUGCGACAGCCCCAGGCCAACCAUAGGUGGAAAGUACUGUCUGGGAGAAAGGAAGCGCUUCAGAUCCUGUAAUAUUGACGAAUGCCCAGCUGGCUCUCAGGAUUUUCGGGGACUGCAGUGUGCCGACUUUGACAGUGUGCCGUUCCGAGGAAAGUAUUACACCUGGAAACCCUACAGAGGAGGGGGGGUGAAGUCCUGCUCUCUCAACUGCCUGGCCGAAGGAUUCAACUUCUACACUGAGCGCGCUCCGGCCGUGGUGGACGGCACGCCCUGCCGCGAUGACUCACAGGACAUCUGCGUCAACGGGGAAUGCAAGCACGUGGGGUGCGACCGCAUCUUGGGCUCGGACACGCGGGAAGACCGCUGCAGGGUGUGCGGGGGCGACGGCGGGACCUGUGAGGUCAUCGAGGGGGUCUUCAACGACUCGCUGCCUGAAGGAGGUUAUGAAGAGGUUGUUCAGAUUCCAAAGGGAUCCGUACACAUCAGUAUACAGGAACUUAACGUUUCCCUCAACUAUCUGGUGCUAAAAGACGAGGGGGAUCAGUACUUCAUCAAUGGGAAGCUGACCAUCGACACCCCCAGGCGUUUCGACAUUGCUGGAACCAUCUUCCACUAUCGCAGGCCUGUGGAUGAACCAGAGACCCUGGAGGCGCUAGGCCCCACCAACAUUUCCAUCGUCGUUAUGGUACUAGUCCGAGAAGAGAACCAGGGCAUUCGUUACCGGUUCAACCCUCCGUUCUCCCGGGAAACUCUGACCGGCUCCGCCUGGCACUACACUGCCUGGUCCCGCUGCUCUGCCAUCUGUGCUGGAGGGAUCCAGACCCAGCAGGUGUUUUGCAAGAAGCAGGGGGAUCAUUCUGUGGUGCUUAACCAUUACUGUGAGCAGAAGAGCAAGCCAAAGGAGAAGAAGAGAGCCUGCAACUCUGAGCCCUGUCCACCGGCCUGGACUCUGGGGAGCUGGUCUGAGUGCAGUCGGAGCUGUAACAGCGGGGUGCGGACGCGCGAAGUGCUCUGCAAGAGCAAGAUCUCUCCCACGGAAGAGAAGACCCUCGAUGAUGGAGCCUGUCUCUCACCCAGACCCCCUCUCACUGAGCCCUGCAACAACCAGACUUGCCCUCCUGAGUGGGCGGCCCUCGAUUGGUCCGAGUGUACCCCGAGCUGUGGGCCGGGAUUUCGUCACCGGAUUAUCCUGUGUAAGAGUGGGGACCACAGCAUCACCCUGCCAGCCACUCGCUGCCCCGAUGAGGACAAGCCUUCCACCAGCAUGAGGUGCAACCUGCAACGCUGCCCACCUCCGCACUGGGCCGUGGGGGAGUGGGGAGAGUGCUCAGCCAAGUGUGGUCUGGGCCAACAGAUGCGGUCAGUCCAGUGCUUGACCUACACCGGUCAGCCGUCCAGCGAGUGUCCUGAGGCUCUGCAGCCAGCAGGCAUGCAGCAGUGUGAGAGCCAGUGUAACCCUGGCCCCACGGAUAAUCCCGAAGAAUGCAAAGAUGUGAACACGGUGGCCUACUGCCCUCUGGUGCUAAAGUUUCGCUUCUGCAGCCGCCCCUACUUCAGGCAGAUGUGCUGCAAGACCUGUCAAGGACAUUGACCUUCCAACCCCAUUCCGGAGCACUGCAGAGCCCUCGACACAAGACCACUCGACUCAGGCAUUCCGUGAGGGCAGCCAGCCAGCCACAGCCCCCUCGCUCGGCUGUCUCAGUGUGGCAGGGGGAGAUUGAGAGGAAGGGGGGGGUCCUACCCUAAUGAGAAGUGCACUUUACUGGUGUCUUCCUUCAAUGCCUAGGGAGAACUUCGAGCACAGUUGCUUUUCAUACCCGUUUUAUUAUGUGCAAAAAUGAAAAUCAAUACUGAAGCAUUGGUCUAUAUAAGUCAAAAAGUGUCUCCAAAGUGAAUUAUAUUUAGCACCCACUUCUCUGACUUAAGUGGGAAGGGAAGAAGUGUGUUUUGAACUUGGAUGCAAUCCUUUUAAAGGGAAUGUGCAAUUCUCAUUUUCUGCCCACUUGUAUUGUGUUGUAAGUGCAGGCAGACGGAUUGUAAAACUACAACGGAUUCUGUAACCAGUUACACUGUACUAGGAUGGCCGCAAAUUCUUAUGAACAUUACACUGAUGCUAAUGAUAUUUCAUUGGGAUGCAUUAAUUAGGAAAUUCACUACAGUAGAAACAUAAGCUAUUCAGAUGUUUACAUGAGAUUUCAUUUUAUAGGAUAUGAAAUAGUGGACAGUUUGUAUAAAGUGUUACAGUACUGAUCAGAACACAUGCUGUGACCAUGCUGACUGCCAUACUCCCAUGACUCUGUGACCUGAUCCAUUGGUGCCUACUUCUGUAAAGAUCCAUUAUGCAGAAUGCAGACUAAUAAAACAAUUCAGUGUUCAUUAUCGCAGAUGUGAGGUGACGUAUUCAGUUUGUUUAGCCACAUUUUUACACGGAAAAAGGAACAACUAUUAUUAUUUCUUCUUAAUAAAAAUCGUCAGAGGCUUAAACUACCCCUUCAUUUAUAACUACAAAACACACAAUGGUGGUAAAUUUAGAAAUACUAAAAGAAACUUUGUAAAAUUCAGUGACAAACGUUGUAGGUACUUUCCCAGUGCCUUCAUUUUUUAAACGUCCAUGCUGCUGCCACAGCUGUACUUUUGCAUUUCAAAUCUCCACAGCUCUGGGGUUUUUGCUCAAAUCAUCCAGUUCACUCUUCGUUUAAGUAGUCUCAGUGUGACACUGUGCCUCAUCUGUGCUUU
Messenger RNA from Acipenser ruthenus (sterlet), 5129 nucleotides. Its product is annotated as A disintegrin and metalloproteinase with thrombospondin motifs 10-like. Gene Ontology annotation, molecular function: metalloendopeptidase activity. Lineage: Eukaryota; Metazoa; Chordata; Actinopteri; Acipenseriformes; Acipenseridae. The transcript has 25 exons. The record is from RefSeq and is a predicted model, not a curated record. Gene Ontology annotation, cellular component: extracellular matrix. Gene Ontology annotation, biological process: extracellular matrix organization; proteolysis. The coding region runs from base 646 to 3984 and encodes 1112 amino acids.